Molecule: messenger RNA, 2402 nt
Organism: Ruditapes philippinarum (Manila clam)
Lineage: Eukaryota; Metazoa; Mollusca; Bivalvia; Venerida; Veneridae
Exons: 4
Coding region: 131-526 (131 amino acids)
Source: RefSeq, a predicted model, not a curated record
UUCAUGUGUAUAACCCAUUUAUUGAAGUUUAGGUCAAAAAUGAAAACCCAAUAUUGAUAUAUAGUCAUAUUUUUUAUAUAUUUACCAAUACUUUUUGAGUUAAGGUUAACAGCCCCGGUGGACUUUAAACAUGGCGGAUUAUACAUUUAUCGUGAUAUUCCUAUUGGCAGUUUUUGGUUUGGUUCAAGGCGGUGGAGGACACGGAGGUAGUCACGAUGAAGACGAAGAUAAAACGAAAAAGCUUACUGUUGGGCAGAUUGCGGCUAUUGCCAUUGGUGGCGGCGUGUUGUUGGCUCUGAUCAUAAUUGCUAUUGUUGCUAUUAUAAAGAAAUGCAAGGCCAAGCCGGAAGUGAACCCCGAGGAGGACAAACGAAACAAAACAGUGGUUACUCCCAUGGGCCGCACAAACAACCCGCUAUAUGAUGAUUUACCACCAAAGUACAGCUUGCGCUCUCAGGGGCCGGGUAAAGAUGUGUAUCUCCCUCCAUACCAAGGGGAGGAAAAGAAAACAGCUCUUCCGGAGUAAAUUACGAAUUACUGCCCCUGAGGGAUGACAGAGUAGAUUAUAAACUUAUAUUAUCUCGAAUGUUACAAAUUUAAAGAGAAUGUGCUUUGCCUAUGCAUUGAUCGAUGAGAAUUUUUUCGCAACUAGAUAUAUAUUUUUAUACGAAAUUCAGUUAAGAAAAUUAGUGUUAUUAUUGAAGUAUGCAAACAUUUAUGCAGCCUUGACUGAUAAGGGCAUUGUACAUGUAUAUGUGUGUGUUUUUUUUUCUUCUAGAAUUAAGAACAGUUCUGAUGCUUUGUCAGUAUAAUAUAUAUAUUUAGACCGUGUUUUACUUUUGUGUAACUGAUAUCGCAGAGACACGUCUUUCAAUUAGAUUAUUUAUUAUUUUGAAUUUAAGAACAUGGCAUCAUAAAAAAGUAUAUAAAUAUUAUAUAAAUAUCAACAAUUCACGCAACGCUACAAAUGUUCAUACUUGUCACAUUGGAAAUAUUACAAAUAUCCAAAUGGUACAUUUUUUUUUUCAAAAAGGAAACUUUGCACAUUGUAGACCAAUCCACUUUAAACAGAUCGUCACGAAAGAUAAUUAUAAUUCAUUUAUCGUCAACCACGUACGUGUUGUUUUACACUGUAUUUUUACCUUGUUUAUACCAUUACCAUCUUUUCACCCGACUCAUCAAUUUUUACCUAUGAAUAAACAUGCUUGAACUCAAAGGGGGUAAAGAUAACACGUCAUUCUCCAGCAUUGCAUAUUUUCAAUAUUUCAAAGUCUCUAGAUUAUAAAGAAUUUUGCUGUGAUACGAGGAUCAAUUGUUUAAUUUAAAGAAUAUGUACUGUUUUCAAUAACGCCCGAGGUAAGCCAAAUCCAUCCUUCCUGUUUCUGUGGCAUAUGACCCAAGCUAUUGUUGCUCCGAAUAACAAAACAUACCUGGUCCAACGGAAUUGCAAAUUAAGGUCCAAUUUGACUGAAAUAACAACUAUACAAAUGUAUUUUAUGAAAGUUUUUUUAAAUGUUAUUUUAUAACAUACAGGAUAUUUGUUUAUUUUAAUGAAUGUUUUUAAUAAUACAUGUACAAUGAAAAGUAAGAAAAAUUGCAAGUUUUGUUUUCAUGGGCGUAUAUGAAAAUACAGAUAUUUCCCCACUAAUUAAUGUAGGAUUUAAAGCAUAUUCGCACGCACGCAUGCACGCACAUAACAACAACAACAACAAAACAAUCAUUUUAGUUCAUGUCUCAGUCUUGCACAUUUUGUAAAUGAAAAACUAGCAACUUUCGAUUGUUUUCAUUAAAAUUGUUACAUGUAUUGGCAAUGAGUAAAGAAUAUACUUUUCAAUUUACUCAACGAUAUAAUUUCAUCAUCUUUAGAUUUUCAUUGUAAAUAUGGUUGUAUUGCAUUUUCAGCAGCAUACCACCAGAUUCAAGCCAAUCUUUUAUGAAAAUUUUUAAAAUUUAUUUAAAAAUAAAAUAUUGUAAAGUGAACAAAGAAAAUAAUUUAAACACUGCAAAGAACACUUCAAAUGCACGUAAUUAACAAAAACAGGUCACAGUAAGCAAAAAGUAGCCGUUACUAUGUAAGUAACGCAGUAUAAAAUAUGUUGAUAAAUACUACAAAAUCAGUUUACAUCUCAUUUAAAUUAUUACUUCAAUCUUAAAUCGUUUUAAUGAUUCUUACAUUCUUAGUAUAUUUUCCUUAUGUUAAUUUUUCUUGAAAUAUUUUGGCUCAUCUGGCAUGCAGCUUAAAUACAAGGCUUUCUAUUCGAUUAUCUACUUGUGUAGGUAUUUGACAUAUUUUCUAUAUAUAGUACAUGUAGUAUUUAUUUUUCAAAUAUAUAUCAUUUACAAGUCAUCAAUCUAUCAUGCAUUGUCUGUAUUUAAUUAUUUGCUGCAUAUUAUAUUUAUAG